CAUGCCAUGACCCACCGCUUCUUCCUCCUAGCCCAGCGCGUCCUCCCCCUAUUUAACAGCGCCUCCUCGUCGAGCCGAGACCACCCAUUCCAAACCAAACACAAGAGCUAGCUAGCGUCCGACUAGUGACUCGCUUCAACAACCAGCAAGCAGAGAGGCAAGAACCCAAGAGAGAAAGCAAGAUGUGUGGUGGUGCGAUCCUCGCCGAGCUCAUACCGAGCACGCCGGCGGGCCGCGUCACGCCGGGCCACCUCUGGCCGGCGGCAAGCAAGGGCAAGCAGCAGCGGAGGGCCGACGACUACGAGGCGGCCUUCCGGGAGUUCGACGAGGAGGAGGAAGAGGUGGAGAGCAAGCCGGCGUUCGCGUUCAGCGCUUCCUUCGCCGCGACGAGGAAGCUAAGGAGGCAGCAGCGCCAGGAGCUGGCCGCGCCGGCGCCGAGCAGGCGCCGCAAGGCCGCCCAGUACAAGGGCGUCCGCCGCCGCCCGUGGGGUAAGUGGGCGGCCGAGAUCCGCGACCCCGUCAAGGGCGUCCGCGUCUGGCUCGGCACCUUCCCCUCCGCCGAGGCCGCCGCGCUCGCCUACGACGCCGCCGCGCGCGACAUCCGCGGGGCCAGGGCCAAGCUCAACUUCCCCUCACCCGCCGACGCCGUCCAGAACAGCGGCAAGCGCGGCCGCGCCGCCGAGGUCGUCGACCUCGUCGCCGACGAGGAGGACGAGGCCAGCGAGAGCUCCGAUUCCGGCGCGCUCCCGGACUUCUCGUGGCAGGGCGUGUCGGUGUACGACGAGGAGGCCCCCGCGGCGCACCCCGCCCUGGAGGCCGCCGACCAGAGCAGCGGCGGCGCUAGCAAGCGCCAGAGGACCGAGCCGGAGAGCGCCGACGACGAGGCGUCGCCCCGGGCCUCCGACUCCGAGUCGGACGCCCUGUUCGACGCGUUCAUCUUCGGCGACCAGUUCGCCUACUUCAACGGCGGCGCCUACGAGUCCCUGGACAGCCUGUUCAGCGCGGACGCCGUGCAGGGCAGCAGCGCCGCCGUCGCGGCGGACGAGGGGAUGGGCCUGUGGAGCUUCGACGACGGCUGCCUCGUCGAGGACAACCUGUCGUUUUAAGCUUCCUCGCCUGUGGUCAUGUCUUGUAAACUACGGAUGGUUUUGUAAAAUUUUGUCUAGUUUGAAACCUUCAAUCGAGGAAGAGCUGCAAUUACCGUUCUCUAAACAUCUUUCCCGGAUCGAGGAAGAACAGAAAUUACCGUUCUCAAAAACAUGUUGCUCUAUCCUUUCAUAUCCAAGCGUUGAUAGUCAUCUAGCCUUUGAUGAGGAA
Molecule: messenger RNA, 1317 nt
Organism: Setaria italica (foxtail millet)
Lineage: Eukaryota; Viridiplantae; Streptophyta; Magnoliopsida; Poales; Poaceae
Product: ethylene-responsive transcription factor ERF073
Exons: 1
Coding region: 183-1106 (307 amino acids)
Biological process (GO): regulation of DNA-templated transcription; ethylene-activated signaling pathway
Molecular function (GO): DNA-binding transcription factor activity; DNA binding
Source: RefSeq, a predicted model, not a curated record